AGUCCCCGAGCGAGCACCCGGUGGCGGGGCGGGGAACCCGGCCGGCAGCCGCAGGUGGGGCUGCUCACAGCAAGGGACCCGGCCCGGGAGCCCAGGAUGCCCCGCGGGGAUUCGGAGCAGGUGCGCUACUGCGCGCGCCUCUCCUACCUCUGGCUCAAGUUCUCGCUCAUCAUCUACUCCACAGUGUUCUGGCUGAUAGGCGGCCUGAUCCUGUCGGUGGGGAUCUAUGCAGAGGUGGAGAGGCAGAAAUACAAAACCCUGGAAAGUGCCUUUCUGGCCCCAGCUAUCAUCCUCAUCCUCCUGGGGGUCAUCAUGUUCAUCGUGUCCUUCAUCGGCGUGCUGGCUUCCCUCCGUGACAACCUGUGCCUUCUCCAGGCGUUUAUGUACAUCCUUGGAAUUUGCCUCAUAAUCGAGCUCAUAGGUGGCGUGGUGGCCUUGAUCUUCCGGAACCAGACCAUCGACUUUCUGAAUGACAACAUUCGGAGAGGAAUCGAGAACUACUAUGACGAUCUGGACUUCAAAAACAUCAUGGACUUUGUUCAGAAGGAGUUUAAGUGCUGUGGCGGGGAAGACUACCGAGACUGGAGCAAAAACCAGUACCACGACUGCAGCGCCCCAGGACCCCUGGCCUGCGGGGUGCCCUACACCUGCUGCUUCAGGAACACGACAGAUGUUGUGAACACCAUGUGUGGCUACAAAACUAUUGACAAGGAGCGCCUCACCGUGCAGAAUAUCAUCUACGUGCGGGGCUGCACCAAUGCUGUGCUCAUCUGGUUCAUGGACAACUACACCAUCAUGGCCGGCCUCCUGCUGGGCAUCCUGCUCCCCCAGUUUCUGGGGGUGCUGCUGACAUUCCUGUACAUCACCCGGGUGGAGGACGUCAUCAUGGAGCACUCUGUCACCGACGGGCUCCUGGGGCCUAGCAGCGUGGAGGCAGCAGGCACCGGGUGCUGCAUGUGCUACCCCAUUUAGGGCCGUGGCCUGGGGCGACGGUUCCAGAAGGACUGACAGGACAGCUCCGCUCAGGCCGCAUUGUGGGGGCCGGACAGGACUGUGGCCCUCCUCCCUACAUUCGGCACUGAUCAAAGCCCUGGCUGUGUUUGCUCAGGCCUCCUGUCUGCAGGGUGGGGCCCCUCCCAGCUGCGGGAUUCUGUGCCUGCCCACCCUGCUGGGCGUGGGGAACGGCGUCCCUUCUCUAGGCUCAGGCCGCCGGGGAAGGGGGAGCUCGGCCCUGGGCUCUGGGCCCGUUUCAUUUCUAGUAGUGCCUUGGCCUUGGUAUUUGUGCCCCUUUAGUGCAGUUUUGUAGUGAUUUGUAAUCGAGGAGGGAGGAGAGCCUGUGUGCUCCAUGGUAAAGGAGCAGAGGGGUGCAGCCCAGGUCCCGGGUCCCUCGGCCUCACCCCUGAGGCUAGGCUGGGCCAGUUUCUCAGCCUCUCGGGUGCCUUGAGCCCUCCCCAGGGCUGCUGCUUUGCUGACCAUUUUUUACGUGAUUUUUGUAACAUUCGUUUUGUACACAGUUAACAGGAGUUUCCGACUAAUCAAAGCUGGGUGUUUCCCCCAUUCCACUCUUGCCUUUUCAAGCCAGUUUAUUAAUCAAACAAUAAAGACAUGAUUUUUUUUUC
Molecule: messenger RNA, 1619 nt
Organism: Camelus dromedarius (Arabian camel)
Lineage: Eukaryota; Metazoa; Chordata; Mammalia; Artiodactyla; Camelidae
Gene: TSPAN15
Product: tetraspanin 15
Exons: 8
Coding region: 97-972 (291 amino acids)
Cellular component (GO): plasma membrane
Source: RefSeq, a predicted model, not a curated record